Molecule: messenger RNA, 3979 nt
Organism: Anopheles darlingi
Lineage: Eukaryota; Metazoa; Arthropoda; Insecta; Diptera; Culicidae
Gene: MnM
Product: titin homolog
Exons: 3
Coding region: 242-3979 (1245 amino acids)
Molecular function (GO): protein binding
Source: RefSeq, a predicted model, not a curated record
CGAUGAUAGUGCGGCAAAGCUGAUGUUCUAAGUGCCUUUGGUUCUUCCUGAAACCUCCUCUUCAGAUGCUGCGAAUGCAAUCAUAGUCGUAGCCCAUAGCCCCGCACGCAUUUGGCGAUCUAGGCAACAUUCGUUACAACGUCGUCGUCGUCAUCGUCCUGUUGUCGGUUAAUCUUGAAGUAAUCAUUAAUUCGAGGCAUUCCGCUUGCUUGAACGACAUCUUCGGAACGAACCGGACACUAUGGGAAACCAACCGACCAAGCAUACGCCGGGAAAACCGAAAAAGGCUGUCCAUUGGAAGUCAGCAGAGCCACCUGCUCCACCUGGUAAGCCAACCCUAGUACCGGGCACACCAUCGUCCGCACCAGACGUCGUGACCAUACGAUGGACCCGUCCAGCUACGGAUGGUGGAUCGCCCAUUCUGGGAUACGUGGUGGAGCAACGGCGAACCGGGUCGCCGCACUGGGUCCGGGCGUGUCCUUCGCUGGUGCAGUAUACCGAGUUAUCACUGAGCGGGCUGGAACCUGGAUGGCGCUACCAGUUCCGUGUGAUGGCGGAUAAUAUCGUGGGCCGAUCGGAGUGCAGUGAACCGUCGGAUCCAUUGACGGUAACCCUGCAACGCAAUGCCAUUUCCGCACCACGCUUCGUACACGAACUGUUUGAUGCGACCGCGGUGGAGAACGAGAAAGUAGAGUUUCGAGUACAGGUGGCCGGGACGCCAGUGCCGCAGAUCAGUUGGUUUAAGGAUGGUUUCGAGAUCUACAGCAGUCGCCGGGCUCGUAUCGUCACUGAGGCCGACGCCAGUGUGCUUGUCAUCCACCAGACGGCCCUCACCGAUGAGGGAGAGAUCAAGUGUGCGGCUACGAACCGUGCAGGCCAUACCGUCACUCGCUGUCAGCUGACGAUCGACGCGUUUCCGAAAAUUCGCCUUCCACGACAGUAUGAAGAUGGGCUCAUCAUUGAGGCGGAAGAGCUUAUCCGUCUGAAGGUGGCACUAGCGGGCCGUCCACCACCGAUGGUCGAGUGGAGUCAUAACGGGGAAGUCCUGAACAACGACGGCCGGCACGAGAUCGUCACGACGGACAAGAACUCUACACUGAAGAUCAUGAACAGUGACCGAAACGAUCGAGGGGAGUAUAAUAUCCGUGCGAUCAACAAACUGGGCGAGGACAAUGCUUCCUUUCUGGUAACGGUCACCGCUCGUCCUGAGCCUCCUAGAAAGGUAUCAAUCGCAAUCUCGUACGGCAAAACAGUAACACUCAGCUGGUCAACUCCGGAAGAUGAUGGGGGCUGCAAGAUCGGCAACUACAUUGUCGAGUACUACCGCGUCGGAUGGGACGUGUGGCUUAAGGCGGCCACCUGUCGUCAGCUGACUACCACACUAAGCGAUCUCAUCGAAGGAUCGCAGUAUCGUUUCCGCGUGAAGGCUGAGAACCCUUAUGGCUUAAGUGAUCCCAGCGAAGAGUCAGAGCUACUGUUUGUGCCCGAUCCUAAGCGUGGUAUUACAGAUGCCGAUAAGAUCCCCUCCCAAUCUACGACAUUGCCUCGCAAACGUCGAGAUCUGUCACAAUCUCCCAUGAGAGAAUCGACCGGGGCUAAGCCCAAGAAAGCCUUCACUCCGGAGCCAUAUGGCCGCGAUGAGAUUAUGCUGGAAAUGUCAUAUGGAAUCCCCAUCGAUCCGACAGCACAGCAAGGAUACCAGAACGAAUCAUCAUCCGUACCAGCAGUUGUCAUCACCGAACCAACUACCGCCCCUCUCGCCGAACCCGAAUCCGAAUCGGACCUCACCGAUACAACACCUUCCGCGAUCAUGACUCCCUUGCCCGUUUCUCCGCUUAAAGCGAUGCAAAAAUUCUCGAAAGAACCAAGUCCAUUGUCAAUGAGAUCUUCGGAUAGAGAAGUGUCUCCUAGCAGCAGCAGCUACGAAUUAUUGGGAUCCAGUUCCAUCAACGGAGAUGAAACAGUGAAAAAGCCCGAGACCCAGAACAACAAGUCCAUUCACAACAGUUCCGAGUUUAUGUUGGUUUUAUACAACGAGCAAGAAGCGAGGGAAAACACCCGUAAUUCCACCUUCGAUUUUGAACUGGACGAACUUGUUGCUCCACCACCGCCUUUGUCACUGUCUGCACCGGAACUAAACGUAGAACCACCACCAGCUCCUGCCAUGCGUGCUGGUGUUAGCUCUACGGAACUGCUUUACGAGCGAGCGAUGGCACGAUUUUAUCAAGCCGUGGCCUUCGAAGAAUCGGAAAAUCAGCGUAAAGAAGCCGAGCAAGAGCAAGCGAUCCGACGACGGCAAGCAGCUCAAGACCACGUACAGGAUGAAAAGUCUACCAAUCCCCAAGCCACUCCCAUGAACCGUUUGUCCGAUCGAAGAAGUAGCCUUCGCAAGAGGUUGUCUGGUGAUAAGGAGUCGAUCGUUAAGCAAUCCAGCUUCGAGCAGGAUCAAGUGGUUCCACCUCAGCAACAGCAGCCACAACCACAGCACUCACAUUCCACACUUGCCCAAGAACCGAUAGCGGAAGAACCGACACAGGGCACACUGGGUUCAUUGAAACAAUCUGACGAUGAAGUAUCCGUAUCCUCAUCAAUGAGCUCGAUGAUCGAAGAACUUAAACGACGUGAGCAGCAGCAGCAACUAGCAGCGAUAUCUUCGAAGAGACGCGGCUUCAUGGAUGAUGAUGAGGUUGAUGAGGAACCAUACCAUCCCGGUGUGCAGAGUAUGCGCUCACCGUAUCAUAGCCCCGAUCCCAGUCAAGCGAUUGAGGUUCUCACUAGACCUAUGCCACUGCCAGAUCCAAACUUUGUGCCUAAACCCAUACUCAAGCGACCCUCCACCGAGGUACUCGUUAAGGAAGAUGUAUCCAAAAGGCAGCCGAGCCUACAGCCUCCACAACUACGACCACGCAGUGUCACUCCGGAGCGGGAGUCUUCCCCGUCGAAGGUAACUCCAGUCCAGCAGCAGCAGCGACCUCAGGAUAUACUAAACCUCCCACAACCAGAUUCCCCCACUCAAGAGGAACCACAGGCCCUGUCGGAAAAGCAGCCACCAGCGGGAGAGGAAAUCAAGCGGGCUAUAGUAUCCGAGGCAGCCCGUCAACGUCGACUAGAAUCACGCCAGAACUCGAUCGAGGAAUCACGAGCAGUGGCCGACUUUUACAGCGAUAUGGUACAGCAAAUCGAAAGCUCCAAGAAACCACGCAAACUGCCGCUCUACAUGAGCCCGGAUGAGGUGCGAAAACUGAAUGAACGAGAAUACUCCCGUAGUUCAUCGCGAGCUGGUUCUAAAUCACCACUUCCGCUCGAGGAGGUUCCGUACUAUCCUCGGGUACGAUCUUCGCGAUCACCCUCCCUAACGACGGAAAGCCAUUCGAUAGUGGUGCACCGAUCAAGUAAACCGGCUCGUGAGAGUAAAAUUCUACGUCAACGAUCGGCCUCCGUUGAAAGUGAUGUGACGGUGAGACCGCCUUCCGCAAAUCGCGAAACAGGACCCAUUGCAAACACAACUGGUACGAAGGAUGAGAAUGGGCGAGCAAGCAGACCAAUCGAGAAAAGACGUAUCACUGAUAAAGCAGGUACGGCUACCCGUAACCGCUCGAGAUCAAACUCAGCUGUUCGUGUGGGAACCAUCACAACACCAAAUGUAAAACCAUCUAAAACACCUUCGACGUCUGUUACUGCUCCAGCUGUGACCAAUAAACCACCAACUCCCGAACCGUCGGUCAAUAAAUCUAUUUCUGCUCCUGCUGCAACUAUACCAAAGUUGUUAGAAACAGCCGAUGAGAGACCCGACGAACAGUCACUCAAGCCCACUAUAUCUUAUUUGACUGAUGUGGCACUGUUUGCCAUCGCCUGUUGGUUGUAUCUAUUCAAAAAUCCUAAACUAGCCAUACCAGUAAUAUUGCUUAUUAUGUACCGUCAUAUCCGCGAGGCGCUAAAAGAUAAGAUACCCGCGUGGAUGCGACGAGAGUCGAAUUAA